AUGACGUCGUCCUUUGCCGAGAAUAUUGACGCAUUUCUUACGCCUUUUAUUGACUAUUCCGAAGCUGCGCCUGAAAUAGGGGCUUUUUCACUCGAUGACAAUGCAUACGGCAAUAACACAUCACCCCUAUACGGAAACAGCAGCGGAGGCCCUGGCAUAUCUUUGCAACGCGCCAAGUCUGACAUUUUGCCAUCCAAUAUCGAUGCACCACUCAAAACAUCUUUCUCUAUGUUCGGCUCGCUGUCAUCGUCGGCGUCCGCUCCGCACACAGAUGAUGUGCCCCUUGGUCUCGAAAGCAGUUCGUCCAACGGCAGCACCAGCUCCAUUUUUAGCCAGUCUAAACCAGCAGGCGAUGUGUAUGAGCCGUUUACGUCUCUCACGCGCUCGAAACAAGGCCCUCGAGCAUACCAGUCAAACAGCACUGACUCUGACAGCGAUCUGGGUGAAAUGAACGAAGCCACCACGUCUUUAUCGACAACUUCGCACAGUCAAGAGCCAACCACCAUCAUGCAGCGAUGUCAGACGCCCAUCACAUCUCCACCCUGCACACCGCACGCGUCAAGCCGCUCGUUGCCUGGAAUGAUGCCAUUCACCACGCCACUCCCCAUGAAUUUGUCGCCGUCACAAGACUCACUUCAACGUCUGCAUCAGCUCCAGCUGAAUACAACCAGUGGCAUUCAACCAGGUGCUUCCGACAACAAACCGCGGUCAGAUACGUGGUCCGAGUCCAUGACUCCGUUCCAUCCCUUAAUGUCCUUGCCAUCAUGGACGAUGCCCACUGCGCAACAACACAGCAUCGAUUCGCAUUUCACGCAGGCGUACGCGUCGCCGUUUUCCAUGCCGGACAAAAGCAUACUGGCUUCACAUGCUUUGCAGCAGCAACAAAAUACAGCGUACGUGGAUCCCACCUCGACCCAAGCGUCAUCGGCGUCGAUGCCGUUGUACUCGCGGCCAUCUAGUGUGGAUGCUACCAACUCACUGUGGUCGCCCAUCACCCCUCCGACAUCCUCGGCAUUGCUUCAGUCCACGCAGCAGAUGCAGCUAAUGUCAGCAUCGCAAAUGAAACCGCUACACUCCCCACCAGCGCGCCGACGAGGAAGCACCACCCGGAUACCACGUAAAACGCAAAGCACACCGCAGUUCCAAGCCCUGGACGGUGACACGCAUCGGACGCCUUCUGUGCCGCCGUCGCCCAACAAAGCACGGAUGGUUCCAAAAACUGUGCGACGACUGGCAAGUCACCGGCGCAUGAACGGGCAGAUAACGACGCCAAACGAGCCCAUGAAAACUCCAGUGGGCGGUCGGCUUCGAAUGCGGGGAUCGAUGGCCGCGUUACGUGAGGCCAAUGCAAUGCAUUCUGUCGCCAAGUCUUCGUCGACGCAGUCGAUGCAUCAACUGCACCAACAGCAGCAGCGCAAACCACUCACACUCAGUUUUGUCAACUAUGGCAUCGAAGAUGCCGAAGAACUCUGCUCGGCUGUUGCUCCCAGUGGCAGCUACAAAGUCCCUCUGCGUGGCUUUAAAGAUUCAGACGACGAAGCUGAGCCACAAGGUGUUGCCACGUCUUCGAGUCCCCAUCCAUCACCCAAUGAGCCGGUCACUCCACACAAUCGGCACUCGCCGCCAUCACUCGCAGCUGAGCCUAUGCCGCUCCCUGCUGUGUCGCUAGCUCCAGAACAAACGAAGCACCGUGCCUCAUGA
This is a messenger RNA of Malassezia globosa CBS 7966, 1701 nucleotides long. RefSeq lists its product as uncharacterized. The transcript has a single exon. Bases 1 to 1701 code for a protein of 566 amino acids. The record is from RefSeq and is a predicted model, not a curated record. NCBI's taxonomy places the organism in Eukaryota, Fungi, Basidiomycota, Malasseziomycetes, Malasseziales, Malasseziaceae.